AUGCUUGCAAUCGAAAGAAUAUGCACCAUACUGGCAGCACAAACGUUAUGUGAGUUAUUUGUACAUUCGUAAACUAUAUAAAAAGUCGAAAUAUCUUAUCGAUUUCUCAUACGAUUCUUACAUGAUGAAAUCUGAAAUAUUCACACUUUUGGCCAGUUUCAAGACAAAAAACUGGCUGUAAACGGCAAAAAGGUUUUUAAUGAGUUUUCAAAUUUUAAUAAAAUAUACCGCUGAACUAAUGAUGAAAGCAGUUUCAUAGAUGUUGAAAAAGUUGGAGAAUAACCUUGAAUCAAGCCUUUUUUCUAAGUGAAUUCAAUAUUAGACUCCAAAAAAAAUUGUUUUUCAGAUGAUGUGGAGCACUAUGGAAACCCAGAGUUCCAGGAAGGUUACCAGGCAAGAAUCGUUUUUGUAGAACCAAAUGAGCCGAUGACCAACUUGAACUUCGAAGGAGGUCAUAUCUUCAAAGAAGACAGGCAAACGACGUGUCUUAUCAUAGACGUCUGAAAUACAGGAUCUUAAAACUUAGCGUAGUACUUUUUUAGAUUCGACCCAUGGCUCAUUUAGCGAUACUUUUGGACAUUGUCGCGAUGAAUGUGGAAAGCGGAUCUAAAGUCGAGAUUUUCCAGUAUUUAAAACAAGAGAAAAAGAAGGUCUUUUUCUUUAUGGACAGGUUGAUUUUCCAAAAUACUGAAAAAAGAAAACUUGGAUUUUCAGCUUCACUGGGGAACGAGCUAUCUCUACGGAAACUUUUGACAGCAACUUUCGGCGAAAUGGUCUUUUUGUAACUGCGCUCAAUAGCGGGAUGCAAAUCCGAGUGUUCGCGCCGCACGGAAAAAAAAUUUAUCAAACAGCAACGAAUCUCUCCGUUACUUUUGAUAGGAAGAACAGUAAGCUUUUUUCGUAUAAAGUUGAAAUUUCUCUGAUCUUCAAAAUUUUUGAAGAAACACUUUUGAUAUUGGGCGAUGAAUGCAAAAACGUUCGUACUUACUUUCCCGAAAUCUCAAAAGAGGCCGCGAAAAAUGACGCGAUUCGUCGCGAGCCUUGACGAGCGAUUCUUCGCAGCACUUACUGUUUCAGCGCGCACUCUCCUUCUUCCUCUAGCAAAAAUCGCUCAAGGCCACGAGUAGCUAUACAGUAUAAAAACUGGAUUUCACUCGUAAUUGCUGAAACUUCGUUCCUGAACAAUUGAUCUGAAAAAUGACUCUUUUUGAAUGGUUUCAGACUUUUUCUGCCCUGACCCGGUUGUCGAGCUCCGUCACUUGGAAAAAGGAACUUUCAUUGUUCCUGCAAGUCCCACCGACUCCGGCUGUCCGUUUCUCUUGAAGGCCAAGACUAACUUCCGAAUGAAAAUCAGCUACUCUGUGAUUGGAUAUAAGAACGUUCAGAUCAAAUACAAAGAGUACAAAAUGAGGCAGGAGAAAUGGUUAGUUUCUUUACGUAGCUUGGAAAUGCUGAAUGGAAAUUUGCGCAGGAGAUAUCUCGGUAUUGGAGAAGAAUACAUUUCGCACACAGAAGAAGUUCAAAUAGUCGUUCGGCACCAGAAAGAGGUUAUUGGCAAAUGGAGGAGCGCUGUCAACAUCACGUUCUCGAUGACUCCCAUGGGUGACUCGACCAAAAAAUGUCCGUAGAAUUGAAAAUGUGUUUCAGACUGCAACUGCAAAGACAACGUUUUGACGAUCUCCGCCACGAACCCUCAAGCGGUUUUCAACUCGAGUGGUCGAGAUCUGAAGAUGUGUCCGCUCCAAAAAUGUCCAGUGAAUAUCAAGACAAGUGCGGAUGGCCUGAAAAUUCCGAAAAACUACGCAGCAACGUUGGCUGUCGAUUUUGACCGAGUUCACGUUGGUGAUUGUAUCAAUAUCCCCAGUUACAAAGGAGCCAAGCCUAUGGGCGAUUUUGUGCACUCGUGAGUUUUAUAUUUGAAACAGAGGCAAUAAAUGGAAACUUUGAAAAUUUUUGAGAAAAAGCCAAUUUAGCUUUUGAUGUUAUCAACCUACAAUUUUUCAAUGAGAAAAUGCAACUCUGAGUCAGAAACAAAAUCAAAGCAAAAAAACAGUGAACCUUUUUGUUCAAAAAUUGCCUCAGGCAAAUUUUUCUUUGUUUUCUUUUUUUCCGAAAAAAAGAAUAAAUAAAAAAAUUGAAGACUUGUGGUUCAUUACAAAAUGAAGUUUUUCGAAAAAAACUCUGAAAAAAAUGUUUUGAUGAAUUAUUUUUUUUCUUUUAUUUUUUUAUUUCAGCAUCGAUCAGUUCCCUAGCCAGCGUCUUUUCAACUACAGUGAUUUGACAAUCGACCUCCACCCGUCCGCGUUCCUUGCCAAACAGAAAUACAUAAUAACUGCAAAUUUGCUGAUCCAGCCAGAAGGUUAUUACUUUCCGAUUCUACUCAAAUUGAUCUUUUCCAGCUUGCAAUUGUCAUGGAAUGGCUGUAAAAAGCAAUUACAAAAGUACCUUUAACUUAUCGAAAGAAUGCAAAGUCAUCGAUUGCCGCUGGUCGUUUGCCAACACCAAUGAAAACAAAAAAGUAAGAUUUUCAUCUGAGAAGGAAAAUCACAAGCGACGGACUUCAGAUGAAAGUUUUGCAAUUCACAAUGUCGGGGAACAGUUUUUGCUCAUCCGACUUCAUCACGCUCAUCGAAACGUACUCAAGCGACAAGGAAAUGUUUGUUCUUAUCAUUUAAACAAAAUCAUUAUUGAUGAUUUUUGAAGGUUCUCAACGAGUCUCCAUUUGAACGAGACAAACAGAAAGCUAAUCGGCUACGGUAAAUCUUUCUUCCUGCACUACAAAAGAAACGACCCGGAUGAAUCUUGCGAUGUCACAUUUGCCCUGGAGUUCUCUGAUCAAACGGGUGAGUUUUUUUUUUCUUGUCGUUUCAGCGCCCUUCGCUUCAUUAACAUUAUUCUCAAGAAAUCGUGAAAUUUUGAAAAAAUCAUAAAUUCAAACAGAAGCGAGGGAAUGGUAAAUGCAGCUAGACAAAGACAAAAUAGUGUGUGUCAGAGAAAGAGUUGUGGCGGCAUUUAUACGCUCCAUGUCAGAGUUAUAGAUCAAACAUAACUACUUUCGUUGAAAAGAAUGAUUGGACCAUGUCAAAAAAAUUUUCUGCAGAAGUGAAGAAGAAUGGCUACCACGGCUCAGCAAUUUGGGUAUUCGCUUUCUUGCUGUCUACUUUUGUCGUGCUUGGCGUUUCUUACAAAAUUCUCCGCAAAACGUUUGUUUUCUUGAGUCAAAGUUCCUGACUUAAUCUUUUCAGAGACCUCUUCAAAAUUUUCAAAGCUGACAACGAAAAUGACGAUUCCCGCGAAAUGGAAGCUCCAUUGGUGGAAAUGACCCCUUCUUUUUUUCUUUGUGAAGAUGUCGAUGUCACUGACUGA
Messenger RNA from Caenorhabditis auriculariae, 3366 nucleotides. The record is from the annotation of a GenBank genome assembly. NCBI's taxonomy places the organism in Eukaryota, Metazoa, Nematoda, Chromadorea, Rhabditida, Rhabditidae.